AUGGAGGUGCUAAGGGUGCAAACCGUUGCUUCUUCACAGUCCAAAGAUGCUGCAAUCCCAGCCAUGUUUGUUAGGUCAGAGACAGAGCAACCAGGCAUGACAACCGUCCAAGGGGUGAACCUUGAGGUGCCAAUCAUUGAUUUUAGUAACCCAAAUGAAGAGAAGGUGUUGCAUGAGAUUGUGGAGGCUUGUAGGGAGUGGGGCAUGUUCCAGAUUGCGAACCAUGAGAUUCCUAGCCAUGUUAUAAGCAAGUUGCAAAGUGUGGGGAAAGAGUUCUUUGAGUUGCCCCAAGAAGAAAAAGAGUUGAUAGCUAAGCCUGGUGGGUCUGAUUCUUUGGAAGGGUAUGGCACAAAGCUUCAAAAGGAGGUGAAUGGCAAGAAAGGGUGGGUGGAUCAUUUGUUCCACAUUGUGUGGCCUCCUUCCUCCAUCAACUACCGUUUCUGGCCCAAAAACCCUCCUUCUUACAGGGAGGUGAACGAGGAAUACUGCAAGCACCUACGUGGGGUGGUGGACAAAUUGUUCAAAAGUAUGUCAAAAGGGUUGGGGCUUGAAGAAGAUGAGCUAAAGGAGGUUGCAAAUGAAGAAGAAAUGCAUUACCUUUUAAAAAUAAACUAUUACCCACCUUGUCCAUGUCCUGAUCUUGUCCUGGGUGUGCCACCACACACAGACAUGUCUUACCUCACCAUUCUGGUCCCGAACGAGGUUCAAGGUCUUCAAGCUUCCAGGAAUGGUCAAUGGUACGAUGUUAAGUAUGUCCCCAAUGCCCUUGUCGUUCACGUCGGUGACCAGAUGGAGAUCCUGAGCAAUGGAAAAUACAAGGCAGUUUUUCACAGAACUACAGUGAACAAAGACAAGACAAGAAUGUCGUGGCCAGUGUUCAUAGAGCCCAAAGCAGAUGGUGAAGUGGGUCCUCACCCAAAGUUGAUUAACCAAGACAAUCCUCCAAAAUACAAGACCAAGAAAUACAAGGAUUAUGCUUACUGUAAGCUCAAUAAGAUCCCUCAGUGA
Messenger RNA from Sphenostylis stenocarpa, 1008 nucleotides. The record is from the annotation of a GenBank genome assembly. Lineage: Eukaryota; Viridiplantae; Streptophyta; Magnoliopsida; Fabales; Fabaceae.